AGAUCACGAUCGGUUCAUUAUUUGACAUACAAUAAUCAUUAUCUUUUAGAGGGGAUAACUUCAUCAAUGGAAAUGACGAAGCGCACGCAAUUGUUCUUUCCUCUGCUCAUCCUGUCUGUCUUCCUGGUGGGUUCGAGCAUGGCAGCAACAGAGAAUGUCAUUAGGGACAACAUACUGGAAUGGGUGAAAAACGAUACCCACCGCUUCCUCAAUGCCGUUAUUAGAGUCGGUGAUCUGAAUCGCACAGUCGAGUUUUAUAAGGAGUGUUUUGGGAUGCAGUUGUUGAGCCAAAAAGAUUUCCCUGAGAAGAAAUACACCAAGGCCAUAGUUGGUUUUGGACCUCAGGAGUCUCACUUUGUGCUGGAGCUGAUAUAUAUCUACGGAGUCGAGAAAUAUGAUGUUGGUACAGCAUGGGCGCACUUUGGAAUUGCGGCUGAAGAUAUAUAUCCAAUUGUGGAGAAAGUAAGAUAAAUAGGUGGCGUCAUCACGAAAGAACCGGGGACAAAUGAAGGGGGAUCGCAAGUCUACGCUUUUGUGGAGGAUCCGAAUGGCUACAGCUUCGAGCUCCUCCAGCGAGGGCCGACUCCUCAACGACUCAACCAUUUCAUGCUUCAAGUGACCGAUCUGGAUCGCGCCACCAGUUUCUACGAGAAGGCAUUGGGCAUGAACAUACUCUUGAAGUACGACAGCCCUCAAGAUCAGUUUGCAAUAGCUAUGGUGGGUUAUGGAACAGAUUAUACUCAGACAGUUGUCAUUGAGCUCAGGUACAACUACAAUGUGACCGAGUACACCGCAGGCAACGCGUAUGUUCAUGCCGCGAUAGGCACCAAUGAUGUGUACAAAAACGCUGCGGCUGUUGCACUCGUUACACAAGAACUUGGAGGAAAGAUCAUUCGCCCGCCAGGCCCGAAUCCUGUAACCAACACCAAGAUGACUUCAUUCCUCGACCCUGAUGGCAGGAAAACCGUUUUGGUGGACAAUGAGGAUUAUCUGAAAGAGAUAAAGAAUAACGGCCAGUGAGAUGGGCAGCUUCAUAUUGUGCAAAUAAUUGGUUCCCGAGGACAGAGAGAAACAGAAUAAAACAGCAGUGAAGUAGCGUCGACAAAGAUUGAUUCUGAUUGCAUUUCUCUACAUUUAGCAUUUAAAUUGUUCAUUGUAAGGCAAAUAACUUGGAUUGCUCAUUGUACAGCAAGACAGUUUGUUAUAAGAUCAUACUUAUUAUUUGGAAAA
This is a messenger RNA of Syzygium oleosum, 1230 nucleotides long. RefSeq names its product lactoylglutathione lyase-like. The record is from RefSeq and is a predicted model, not a curated record. The transcript has 10 exons. Lineage: Eukaryota; Viridiplantae; Streptophyta; Magnoliopsida; Myrtales; Myrtaceae. Bases 607 to 1020 code for a protein of 137 amino acids. Gene Ontology annotation, molecular function: lactoylglutathione lyase activity. Gene Ontology annotation, cellular component: cytoplasm.